Messenger RNA from Pochonia chlamydosporia 170, 972 nucleotides. Its product is annotated as TLC domain-containing protein. The transcript is spliced from 2 exons. Gene Ontology annotation, biological process: lipid homeostasis. Gene Ontology annotation, cellular component: endoplasmic reticulum; membrane. Bases 1 to 972 code for a protein of 323 amino acids. The record is from RefSeq and is a predicted model, not a curated record. Lineage: Eukaryota; Fungi; Ascomycota; Sordariomycetes; Hypocreales; Clavicipitaceae.
AUGAAGGACCCGUUCUUCAUCGAACCGGUGCCAUGGCUGGUUAAAGUGGUACAACCUUGGUGCGACUGGCUUGGCCUGCCGACCUUAUCGCUGCACAUACACGAAAUUAUCAUUGCCGCACUAUUCUACUCCUUUGUCUUCUAUCCGGUUUCGCCCAUCCUGUCCCGACUUCUGGCACCAAGGCACUACACCAAACUCCCAAGGAAGAGACGAUUGAACUGGGAUGCACAUGUCGUAUCCAUGAUACAAGCUACACUGAUAAAUGCUCUGGCGAUAUGGGUCAUGUUUACAGAUAUUGAACGGAAGGAAAUGUCAUGGGAAGAGCGUAUCUGGGGAUAUACAGGUGCAACUAGCAUGAUACAGGCCCUUGCUGCUGGCUACUUUGUUUGGGAUCUUUUCGUUACCAGCAUGAAUCUAGAUGUAUUUGGAAUCGGAACGUUGGCGCAUGCGAUCGCCGCCCUACUUGUUUUCUCUCUCGGUUUUCGGCCCUUUGUCAACUAUUACGGAUGCAUAUUCAUUCUGUGGGAGUUGUCAACGCCAUUCCUGAACAUUCACUGGUUCAUGGACAAAGUUGACAUGACGGGGUCAAAGGCCCAACUGUAUAAUGGAUUUCUUCUCCUCUUCAGUUUUUUCUCCUGCCGGCUGGUCUAUGGCACCUACCAGUCCGUCAUGGUAUUCGGGGAUAUAUGGAGAGCAAUCAACGGCCACCCUCACUUCUCGUCUCUAUCGUCAAAACCAAUGCAGUUUGCGACCGGCUCAUCGACUGUGCCACUAUGGCUUGGUGCGGUUUACUUGGCAAGCAACCUCACCUUAAAUGGGCUGAACUUCUAUUGGUUCUUUAUGAUGAUUAAAGCCGUCCGCAAGCGCUUCGAACCUGGCAAGCAACCACUGACUGAAGUGGAAGUUGACUUUUCCUCGGUUGCCUCCGCGGUCUACAGUGACUCUGACAAGGUUCAUAAGCGCAGGGCCUGA